This is a messenger RNA of Pangasianodon hypophthalmus (striped catfish), 4826 nucleotides long. RefSeq names its product solute carrier family 12 member 10, tandem duplicate 1 (gene slc12a10.1). NCBI's taxonomy places the organism in Eukaryota, Metazoa, Chordata, Actinopteri, Siluriformes, Pangasiidae. Gene Ontology annotation, biological process: potassium ion homeostasis; sodium ion transmembrane transport; cell volume homeostasis. Gene Ontology annotation, cellular component: membrane. Gene Ontology annotation, molecular function: sodium:potassium:chloride symporter activity. The transcript is spliced from 27 exons. The record is from RefSeq and is a predicted model, not a curated record. The coding region runs from base 185 to 3316 and encodes 1043 amino acids.
GGAGAGAUGAGAGUUAGAAAACUUGAGAUAGAUUUAGAGAACUAUUCAAAAAAGAAAAAAUAACCAUGAAAACGAAGAACUAAUUAGAAACAUUUUAAAUAGACAAAAAGCUAUACAGAACAGAUCAAAAGCAUACUCUACUGAACCUCAUUCAUACUAAGCGUACAGUUUAUUACACACAUCAAUGGGGCACUUUGUCUCCAAACGCAAACAGAUGGAUCUAAACGGCUUGCCUCCACAUCCCUUUUCUUUUACUGAAGAGGUGCCACGACAAUACCCGAGGCAGGAAGAGGAUACUGCUGGAGCAAUUCAGGCUAGUGGAACUAGUAGUGAAAUUAGCAUCAGCAUGGAAUGGGAAACCCCCAGACAGGCAUCUGAACACCAGACUUCAAGGCAGGACUGCCAACGACCGUCCAUUUACAGCACCGUGGACGCAGUGCCUCAUCUUGAGUUUUACACCAACUCCAUAGGUCGGCAACAACGUAGCAGACCAUCACUGGAGAUUCUCCGCAAGGUUUCCGAAGAUUAUGAAGCAAGUAGUAAUAUGGGAGACUUAAGAAGAGAAAGCCACUCUGUGAUCCAAGAGCAGGAAGAGAAGCAGCAGAACAGUACUAAAGGGAAGACCACCCAACCAGUCCGCUUUGGCUGGGUCACAGGUGUCAUGAUUCGAUGUAUGCUGAAUAUCUGGGGAGUAAUUCUGUUCCUGAGAGUGCCUUGGAUUACAGCUCAGGCAGGAAUCCUUGCCACUUGGGUUAUCAUCUUCAUGUCUGUACUGGUAACCUCAGUCACUUCAUUAUCAGUGUCGGCUAUUUCCACCAAUGGGAGAGUCUCCUCUGGUGGUGCCUACUUUAUGAUUUCACGCACCUUGGGCCCUGAAUUGGGGGGUCCCAUUGGUAUGGUGUUCUCUUUCGCCAAUGCUCUUGGCUGUGCACUCAACACUGUGGGAUUUGCAGAGACUGUCCGAGAUCUUCUCAUUAAAUAUAAUGCUGUCAUUGUGGAUGAGAUCAAUGAUGUGCGUAUAAUAGGUGCAAUCACAGUCACUUGUCUUUUGCUGAUCUCCUUGGCUGGAAUGGAAUGGGAGUCAAAGACUCAGAUUAUAUUCUUCCUUGUGUUGAUUGUGACCUUCAUUAACUAUUUUGUGGGCACUGUGAUACCAGCCACUCCAGAGAAGCAGUCAAUGGGCUUCUUCAGCUACAGAUAUGAGAUCUUUGUGGACAACUUACUUCCUAAGUGGAGAGAGCCACAGGGAGAUUUCUUCCAGAUGUUCGCCAUCUUUUUCCCUUCUGCAAUUGGCAUUUUGGCAGGUGCCAAUAUCUCUGGAGAUCUGAAGGAUCCUGAGACUGCUAUUCCCAAAGGAACACUAAUGGCCAUCUUUUGGACAACCAUGAGCUAUUUAGCAAUAACUGUAACUGUAGGGGCAUGUGUGGUGCGUGAUGCCUCUGGAAACCUGAAUGACAGUUUGCCAGUGAAUUUCUCCGAGCCUUGUGAGGGUUUAGGAUGCAAGCUGGGUUGGAACUUUACAAUGUGCGAGCAGAGUCAGUCCUGCUCCUUUGGCCUGGCCAACAACUUUCAGGUGCUCAGUAUGGUGUCAGCUUUUGGCCCUCUCAUCACUGCUGGCAUUUUUGCAGCCAGUUUAUCAUCAGCUCUUGCCUUCCUGGUCUCUGCUCCUAAAGUCUUCCAAUGUCUCUGCAGGGACAACAUAUACCCAUACAUAGGCAUCUUUGCAAAGGGUUAUGGGAAAAAUAAUGAGCCACUGCGUGCAUACAUUCUGACCUACUUCAUUGCUUUGGCCUUCAUUCUGAUUGCCGAGUUGAACGUCAUCGCUCCUCUCAUCUCUAAUUUCUUUCUGUGCUCCUACGCUCUCAUCAACUUCAGCUGCUUCCACGCCUCCAUCACCAACUCACCAGGGUGGAGGCCAUCUUUCAAAUACUACAGUCGCUGGACGGCUCUGUUUGGAGCCGUUAUCUCUGUGGUGCUGAUGUUCCUGCUCACCUGGUGGGCUGCUCUUAUCACCUUCGGCAUCAUCUUCUUUUUAUUAGGUUAUGUUAUGUACAAGAAACCAAAGGUUAAUUGGGGCUCGUCUGUCCAGGCUGGUACCUACAACAUGGCUCUGUCCUAUUCAGUCUCUCUUGCUACUGUAGAAGACCAUGUCAAGAAUUUUAGACCUCAGUGUUUGGUUUUGACUGGUCCUCCAAACUUGCGUCCAGCUCUAGUGGACUUUGUGGGCUCUUUCACAAAGAAUGUCAGUCUGAUGAUCUGUGGAAACAUUAUCAUGGAUGAGAAUAAGUCUGUCACGUCCCAAGCCAGUACAGACAGAUUAGUAAAAUGGCUGAACAAUAGGAAGGUCCGCUCCUUCUACACACCGUUUAAGGGAAACAGUUUGAGAGAAGGAACUCGGCAUCUCAUGCAAGCUUCUGGUUUGGGAAAACUCAAGCCUAAUACACUGGUCAUGGGGUUCAAGACUAACUGGAAGGAGUGCAGUCCUUAUAACUUGGAGGAUUACGUUAACACUAUAUAUGAUACAUUUGAUUCUAACUAUGGAGUGUGUAUUCUCAGAAUGAUGGAUGGACUUGACAUUGCAGAAGAGUUAGAGUGUGCAGCAAACCAUGCCUUUGAGGCCAACGAGACCAUUGAAUCAGAUCAGAGUCAGAAUUCAGAAACAGAAUCAGAUGAUGAAAAAUCAAACCACAUUAUUGACAACGAGAUCAGAACGGUUUUUCAGAACAAACAGGGACGGAAAACCAUAGACGUGUACUGGAUCUCUGAUGAUGGAGGUCUGACUCUGUUGGUGCCAUAUCUGUUAACUAGAAGGAAGCGCUGGAGGAGAAGUAAAGUUCGGGUUUUUGUCAUAGGGGAGCUGCAGACCAUGGAGCAUGAGCGCAAAGAGAUGAUGAAUUUAUUACGAAGAUUUCGUUUGGAUGUCCAUGAUGUCAUUGUAAUGACAGACACUGAAAGGUUGCCUUCCUCCAAAAACUUGAAGCGAUUUGAGGACUCUGUUGCCUUGUUCAUGUUCAGAGAGGAGCAGCAGAGAGAGGAUUCGGAGCAGCAGCAAAAGACAUCCUGUCCAUGGAAAGUUUCAGAUAAACAGAUGGAUGCAUUCAGGCUGAAGUCAGAGAGAAAGGUGAGAUUGAAUGAGAUCAUUAGGAGGAAUUCCAAACAUGCUGCUCUGAUCUUGGUUUCGUUACCUGUCCCUCAAAGCGACUGUCCCAGUUCUCUCUAUAUGGCCUGGCUGGACACUCUGAGCUUUGGACUUCACUGUCCCGUCCUGUUUAUACGAGGGAAUCAGAAAAACGUACUCACAUUCUACUGCCAGUAACACACUAACAAACAACUAAUGAUGGUGGAUCAAAUUAUGCAGUUGAGACUUGACCAAAUCUUCCAUCAGAGCUUUUAGUGCUUUUCCCCCAAAGUCUACUUUCAUACAAACACACCUUGAGUAUGUUUCCAAAGAAAGCUUUUAGCCACUGAUGGUUUAACUCUAUGUGCAUUAAAGAUAGCAUGAAAGUGGACAGCUGUUUUGGGAAAACUACUAAAAGCUUAGAUGGAGAAUUUCCUCACUUCUCUAGUCGUUAUUCAAUUAUGAGAGUUAUUUGUGGCUAUGCAGCUAAUGUUAGUUCCAAUCUAAUGCACUUAUGCACUCAUCCAGAUAAUCAAUUUAUUUUACCUUCACUAAUUAAUAUAACAAUAAAAAACAAAAAUACUUAAACAUCAUCAAUUUAUGAAGGACCUAUAAAAAUGAGACUUUUGUCAACUUCACCUCAUAAGCUUUGUUGUACUAAAUAUUAAAAAUGUUUAAAUAUAGAAAUGUUACUUCAAUUUUUUUUUUAUUCAGAAACUUGAGCAUAUAAGCAAUUGUAUAAGAAUGGUAUCUUAAUUUAAUUAUGUCGUGAAGAUUCAAGUGCAGAAAUAAUUUGUAUUUACUAGCAACAUUCCAUGCUACAUUUGAGUAAAUUACAUUUUUAUCUGUGAAGCUUGGACCACUUGGGCUUGGCAUUGAACUCACCUUUAACAAGCUGAGGAUUCUCCACAAACGGGUAUUAUUAAUGCUGAAGUUGGAAACUAAUGAUCUCUUGAAUGUAUAUAUAUUUGGUUUGCAGCAUAAAAAGAAAUAUUUGAUUCGAUGACUCUAUCAAACCCAAAGACUACAUCCUUCAGCUAUGUUGUCAUGGUGCACCACGGGCAAAGCACUGAGUGGAACAGUCUAACACUGUCAUUGUUAUACAUUUUACUCCAGAAUGUAAAGAGAUGUUAUUGUCAUGAAAUGAGAAUGAUUGCAUAUUAAAAAUCAACAACAGAUGAUGCAGUUUGGUGCCACAUAUUAUUCAUAUUCUUAAUGUGUGAUAAUGAGUUCAAAUGAUAUUCUUCUAUAAUUCUCCACACCACACCUCUACUACAUCUAACUGACAGCGGGACAGCACAGUGGUGCAGUGGUCUGAUCCUGAGCUCGGGAUACUGUCCAUGUGAAAUAUGUCUAUUUGAAAUAAACUACAAUGACCCGUGCAUUGUAUGCAACUCAUCAAAUAAGGUAAUAUUUCCCCAAUUUCGUAAAAUGGUUUGGUCUGCUGUGUUUUCAUGGUAAGAGCUUCCACACCCACUGAAACCUUUAUGGCUAAUUACAGACAUUUUCUCAUAUCCAGAGGGUCUUUAGCUAUUAAUUACUUUCAUUUGUGCAAGUUUUUCUAAGAUGUCCCACAAGUCAAAGGAAAAGAAACAAGACUACAUAUUUAUGCAACAUUGACCAUCGCAUUAGAGUGUUAUGAGUCGCUGUUCGAUUACGGGUUACAGCUGUUUAAAUUUGGUGGGUUGUGUAUGUGCUCUUAAAUGGU